Molecule: messenger RNA, 1376 nt
Organism: Suillus clintonianus
Lineage: Eukaryota; Fungi; Basidiomycota; Agaricomycetes; Boletales; Suillaceae
Product: UbiA prenyltransferase family-domain-containing protein
Exons: 3
Coding region: 240-1091 (283 amino acids)
Cellular component (GO): membrane
Molecular function (GO): transferase activity, transferring alkyl or aryl (other than methyl) groups
Source: RefSeq, a predicted model, not a curated record
GGAGCGAGCUGACAGUUAUUUUGUGGGUCCCCGAGAAAACCCACCCUGCCAAACGGCUGGCACAGAACAAGAUCGUUCUUCCCGUCCUAUUCAGGCCGAGCAUCUUUAACUCCUUGCGUACUUUCGCACAGUGUCUCUGAUGAAGCUCUAGUAUCUAAUUUUGAUCCUGCUUCUUCUGGUCAAUUGCCGACAACAUUUAUUAAGGAUAUGGCGUAUGUGCUCCAAUCUCCCAAAUCAUCAUGAGUAGUGCCCUUCGAGUUUCUGGACGAGCUAUCUCGAAAUCCCUCUUCACGCUCCAUCUCUUCACGCAGAAUGACAUUCUGACAACUAUCAUCCCAACGACACUUUUUGCGCUGGUGGCAGCCCCCCUCUGUAACCCCUAUCGAUGUGUCCCGGUGGUCUGGUGGAUUUGGCUCCACCUCCUUCACUUUAACGUUGCCAACCAAGUAAUUGAUCCAGCGGAAGAUGGCAGGAACAAAGCUAGCCGACCAAUACCGGCGGGAUACAUCAGUUUACGAGAUGCGGUCUAUCUACGCUGGUCCCUGGUUCCCAUAUGCUUGAUAUCAUCAGCAUUUUAUAGCAUUCAAGUGUUUAGCGCAAGCCUAGCGAUAACUUUUCUCACUCUCUGGUACAACGAGUUCAAAGCCCAUAGUCACUGGUUUUCAAAAAACUUGAUGACUGGCUUAGGAUAUGCUUGCUUCCAGGCCGGGGCCACCCUCAUCGCAGGCCGAGAUAUGUCGCGGCUAGAUCCUAGUGCUAUCUUGGCUGUGCUGCUUAGCAUCGCGAUGUUUGCCACCACGCUGCAAGCGCAGGACUUCAAGGACCAGGAAGGAGAUCGUUCCAUAGGCAGACGGACACUGCCAAUCGCGUAUCCUUCUCCAGCUCGCGUGUCCAUGUUUAUAGGACUUCCGAUGUGGUCAAUUUGUCUCACUCAAGUCUGGGGGAUGGACACAUUCUGCAGUGUUGCAUUCAUAUUUUAUGCGGGCCUUGUCGGAUUACGAUUCAUGGUGUGUAAGACACCUCGGGCGGACCGUCUGUCAUGUAAGCUAUACAGUGUAAGUCAUACCCUCAUCCGUGUAGCUUCGGCCUGACCGACUCUUUGAAGCUCUGGUUUUCUGUCGCACACCUACUUCCUGGUUACUGGCGUUACUUCAAUGAUGCGCGCAUGCAUCUUUCAUAGUAGUUAUAGAGGAGGUUUGAUUCAAGGAUUUCUCACCGUGGACUUACGGACAUCGCAUUUUGUUACACCAAUCAAACACACCGAGUUACUUUUGUUGUACACCUGUAGUAUAGACUUUCAUUAUCGAUCUCUUGAUACGGGCAAAUCAUUUUGGGGCCUUGGGUCGCUGCUAUCUAUGCCUUUGUUGCAAGUCGCU